AUGUCCAACAGCAGCUCCAUCAGGCACUUCCUCUUGCUGGCAUUGGCAGACAUGUGGCAGCUGCAGCUCCUGCACUUCUGCCUCUUGCUGGGCAUCUCCCUGGCUGCCCUCCUGGGCAACGGCCUCAUCAUCAGUGCCGUAGCCUGCGGCCACCACCUGCACACGCCCAUGUUCUUCUUCCUGCUCAACCUGGCCCUCAGCGACCUGGGCUUCAUCUGCACCACUGUCCCCAAAGCCAUGCACAAUUCCCUCUGGGACACCAGGAUCAUCUCCUACACAGGAUGUGCUGCUCAGCUCUUUUUCUUUCUCUUCUUUAUUGCAGCAGAGUUUUCCCUCCUGACCAUCAUGUGCUACGACCGCUACGUGUCCAUCUGCAAA
Molecule: messenger RNA, 378 nt
Organism: Melospiza melodia melodia
Lineage: Eukaryota; Metazoa; Chordata; Aves; Passeriformes; Passerellidae
Product: olfactory receptor 14I1-like
Exons: 1
Biological process (GO): G protein-coupled receptor signaling pathway
Cellular component (GO): membrane
Molecular function (GO): G protein-coupled receptor activity; odorant binding; olfactory receptor activity
Source: RefSeq, a predicted model, not a curated record